Molecule: messenger RNA, 1133 nt
Organism: Plutella xylostella (diamondback moth)
Lineage: Eukaryota; Metazoa; Arthropoda; Insecta; Lepidoptera; Plutellidae
Gene: AP-2sigma
Product: adaptor protein complex 2, sigma subunit
Biological process (GO): intracellular protein transport; clathrin-dependent endocytosis
Cellular component (GO): membrane coat; AP-2 adaptor complex
Molecular function (GO): clathrin-cargo adaptor activity
Source: RefSeq, a predicted model, not a curated record
UCUGUGAAGCUUCUUGGACAUUUAACUUGACAUGUGUCAACUGUCAAGUUUUAGUGUAAAAUUGCUGAAGUGGGAGGCGUCGUUCGAAUUUUCAGAUAUUUUGCAAAUAAACCCCUAUAAAAAUGAUUCGCUUUAUUUUGAUACAAAACCGUGCGGGUAAGACUCGGCUGGCGAAGUGGUACAUGAACUUCGACGAUGAUGAGAAGCAGAAGCUGAUCGAGGAGGUGCACGCCGUGGUCACCGUGCGCGACGCCAAGCACACCAACUUCGUAGAAUUCAGAAACUUUAAGAUAGUGUACCGGCGCUAUGCGGGCCUGUACUUCUGCAUCUGUGUGGAUGUGAACGACAACAACCUGUGCUACCUCGAGGCCAUCCACAACUUUGUGGAGGUGCUAAAUGAGUACUUCCACAAUGUGUGUGAGCUCGACCUAGUCUUCAACUUCUACAAGGUGUACACAGUGGUAGAUGAGAUGUUCCUGGCGGGGGAGAUCCGGGAGACGUCACAGACCAAGGUGCUGAAGCAACUGCUCAUGCUCAACUCUCUAGAGUAAUGCACAGUUCUAUCUGAAAUUAUCGGUUUGGUAUCUCCGCUCGAUGGUUAUAUGUUGGGCAAGUUAUUGUAUAUUUUUACUCUCUUGUGAGUAGCAACGUAAUGUGGUGUUUGUAAAAUUUAUAAUGGAACUAGAUUGAGUUGAUUGUUUGAGAAAUUUCCUGAAGCAAGAUUUAUUGAUACAAGAGUGAUGAUGCUUAGCAAAGUUUAAGAUGUUGGAUAGCUGAUUUGUUUCUUUUGUCACCAAUGAUUAAUGUAAAGUAAGUGUUAAAAAGAAGCUUGCUAUUUAUUAUAGAAGUAGAAGUUAUAGUAGCACUGGUCAUUACGUCAAGUGAUUGUAUUGUUCUUCAACCUUAAAGUCAUGGUAUAUUGUUAAAAAUACACAAAAUGGUUAGCAGGAGUAACUGAUGGCGGUGGUUGAAAAAUCUCAUAAAUAUAGUUGAAUAAAAUAUUUAUUUACUAAAUUGCUUUGUUUAUACAAAUAAAUUACCUAGUAAGUAGGGAAAUACUCAUUUUCAUUCCAUGAACUGUUUCAAAUAUAGACAUCUUGUAUAUAAAACUUAUUAUUGUAAGAAUCACAUUA